AAAAGGGUUGUGUUACAACAAACACAAAAAAAAAAAAAAAAAACUAAGUUUGAAAAACUUAGGAGGUUUGUUUCAGAGUGACGAAUCAAAAUGGUGAAGAUAGCUGUUGGUACCUUGGGUGACUCUUUCAGUGUCGCUGCCUUUAAGGCUUAUACAGCAGAGUUCAUUGCCACUUUGCUUUUCGUCUUCGCCGGCGUUGGAUCCGCCAUCGCUUACGGUGCCCUCACGAAGGAUGCAGCGUUAGAUCCGGCGGGGCUUGUGGCGGUGGCGGUGGCGCAUGCAUUCGCACUGUUCGUCGGAGUGUCCGUAGCAGCCAACAUCUCCGGUGGCCAUUUGAAUCCAGCUGUCACUUUUGGAUUGGCCAUUGGAGGCAACAUCACCAUCUUGACUGCUAUCUUGUAUUGGGUUCACCAAUUGUUGGGAUCUAUGGUCGCUUGCUUCCUCCUCAAAUUUGUCACCAAUGCCCCGACCGUUCCGAUCCAUGGACUUGCUUCAGGAGUGGGUAUUUUUGAAGGCAUAGUGUUUGAAAUUGUUGCCACCUUUGGACUUGUUUACACUGUCUAUGCCACAGCAGCUGACCCUAAAAAAGGCUCAUUGGGCAUUAUUGCGCCUAUUGCAAUUGGCUUCAUUGUUGGUGCCAACAUCUUGGCCGCUGGCCCAUUCAGUGGCGGUUCAAUGAACCCAGCCCGUUCGUUCGGCCCGGCUAUUGUAUCUGGGGACUUCACCAACUAUUGGAUCUAUUGGGUUGGCCCAUUGAUCGGUGGCGGUUUGGCCGGUUUGAUCUAUGGCGAUGUAUUCAUCGGCUCAUAUGCUCCCGUCCCUACCUCUGAAAACUACCCUUGAGGAGUUAUUGUGUGUUUCCAGUUUGAUCAUCAUUUGUUUUCUUGUUUUGUUGUGUGUGGAAGUUGUGCCUUUAAUUUUUCUUUCCACUCAGAGAAGGGGCUUUGAUUUGGCUUUUGAUAAUAAUGUAAUUAAUCAGAAAGUUAAAAGUUGAACAAAGCUCUAUUUAUUUGCCAUGGUCUAUGGAAGAAGCAUUAGAGUUCCAAGUUAA
This is a messenger RNA of Prosopis cineraria, 1051 nucleotides long. RefSeq names its product probable aquaporin TIP2-2. The record is from RefSeq and is a predicted model, not a curated record. NCBI's taxonomy places the organism in Eukaryota, Viridiplantae, Streptophyta, Magnoliopsida, Fabales, Fabaceae. Gene Ontology annotation, biological process: transmembrane transport; water transport. Gene Ontology annotation, molecular function: water channel activity. Gene Ontology annotation, cellular component: plant-type vacuole membrane.